AUGCCACACAACAGGAGAUUGGGCCACACUUUGUUUCCCAUUAUUUAUGCAUUGAUUAUGACAGCAGCUGCUGUCAGAUUGAUGCCUGCAUGCCUGGCCAGUGAAAGUGCAAAUAGUGGGUAUGGUGUGUCAGGAUUGGCGAAGGAGAGUUCUGUUGACAAGGAACAAGAGUGGGCCUUAAACAGUGGCAAGGCCUACACUGCUGGACAGAUGCCACAGGCCACCUUGGAUUUCAGCCUGCCAGUGGAUGGCCAUAAAGAUUGGCAGAACAUCGCAAGAGGUCGACAUCCUUAUCUCGCAUUUAUUCUGAAUGCUAUGAGGGAGCCUGUUUGUGGAGGCAUUAUCGUGCGAGGAAAUUAUGUCCUAACAGCAUACCACUGCAUAUGGGUUGUUGGAUCGAAUGCUCUUGUGGCCCUGGGUGCAACUGGCACCUAUGAAAAUGGCACUGUGAUGGCUGAAAAGAUAGUGCGGGCUGAGGAAACUCACUACCAUCCUUCACAUCCACUGGAAGGGACAGAUUCAACUGAAGUAGCUGAUCUGAAAUCAGUUGAUAUUGCGCUCCUGAAGGUCAAUGUCGAAGGAGUGCUGACCUCUGAUGAUAUAGCGCCAACUGCAGACCCUGAGUAUAAUGGAGUUUUCAAUAGUGCGUUAGUCUUUGCCUUCCGUCUGGAACCAAGGAAUGAUGCAAAAAGGAGGUCCAUCCAGGUUGCUUCGUUCUUUGUUGGCGAUAAAGACCCCUGCCACACAAUGUCAGAGCCUGGACCUCAUACAAUGUGUCUCACCUCAUCUUUUGCCAGCAUGCCAAGAGGCAGCUCAGGCUUUCCAGUACUGUACAUGGAUUUGGGGGCCAGUCCUGACAAGGCUCUUUCAGAGCCUCUUCAGUUUGGUACACCCAACACUGAUUUGAUCCUUGGUGUGGUAUCAUUCGAUAUCGACAAGGCAGAGAACAGGAAAAGGGGUUUGCAUGCUGUAGUGGCAACAAAAAUGAUGGAGGUUGUCUGUUGGAUGAAUAGAAUUACAUUACCUGGCAACAUGCCCCACAGGAGUUGUCAAGUCGAAGAACAGGUGCCACAGCAGCAAUGUAAUAGCACUCUGACUGAAUACCAGCGCAGAGAAGAGAUCCUCAAUGUGGCCUUUGCCGUUGCAUGCACAGCAACAUGCGAGAUGAUAGUAAUUGUGGGUUCCAUGUUCUGGAAGACGAUGGCUGCCGCCCAAAGGGAGCGCUUGUCGACAAGGGCAGCAAGCCAUGCCCGCCAUGAUCACUCUGCAUGA
Messenger RNA from Ostreobium quekettii, 1272 nucleotides. The record is from the annotation of a GenBank genome assembly. NCBI's taxonomy places the organism in Eukaryota, Viridiplantae, Chlorophyta, Ulvophyceae, Bryopsidales, Ostreobiaceae.